GUCACCAAGCUGUCAGCAAAACAAACGAAAAAAAGCAAAAAUCCAUUAGCAAUUUUCCUGGGCACGUAAACAUUUGCAAAAAUAGUUGGAAUUUUUCGUGAAAAACCUUGAAAAAGUAGUGAAAAUAACCCCAUUCUUACUGUUGAAUGUGUUCCGAACGAAGCCCGCAUCUGCCGUGUCUACUGCCGUGAGAGGAGGAGGUAAAGGGGGCGUGUGCCUUCUCUGGUCGCGAGUGUCAGCCAGCUCAGCAGCACCACCAUGCAAAAAAUGCAUCUUUCCCAGGAUGUGUCGAGUGCGCUGCAGCAGCUCGAAAUCAUCAAGCAAACGGUGGAGGAGAUGGACCCCAACAAGCUCCAGCUGAACGUGAUGGACGAUCUGAAGAUGGUACUGGAUCUGCUGCAGGAUCCGGUAUUUCGUAACAUUGUCCAGAUCCAGGACUCGUUGGCCGAGCUGAACAACCAGAUCACGCAGCAUCCGUCGAUACUUCCGGGGGACUUCGACAUCGCCAACAGCGGGGAACUGGUGCUCAAUGUUCCGCCGGUGUCGGAUCUGUUCGACGCGGACUAUCCGGACGAGCAGCGAGUUCCCUCGGCGCAGAUUUCACCUGGUAGCCCUGCGCCACCGCAUUUGCAGCAGCAGCAACAACAGCAAAAGAUGGUAAUGAUGGAACAUCCGGCGCAGGUUCCACAACAACAGCCACUGCCACCAUUGCCCGCCGUUCAGUUGCAGCAUACUCCGCUGAAGAUGACCAACGAACUGAUGGAUAGUGGAGUCGGAGAGGAGCAUCUCAAGUUGGAUUCUCACGAUGAAUCAGCAUUGCUGCAGGGCCUACACGAUGGAUCAAAACUGUCCGGCAGUGGAGCCGACAUUGCUGACGCUGCCGAGUGGUCCCGAAUCUUGGACAUCGAGCUGGUCAACGAUGGCACCGGGCUUGGAUUCGGUAUCAUCGGAGCUCGUGCCACCGGCGUCACAGUGAAGACAAUCCUGGCGGGUGGUGUGGCUGAUCGGGACGGAAGGUUGCAAUCGGGAGAUCAAAUCCUGCAGAUUGGGGACGUGAAUUUGCACGAGAUGGUAUCGGAGCAGGUGGCUUCGGUGCUGAGACAAUCUGGAACGCAUGUGCAGCUGGUGGUGGCCCGGCCGGUUGAUGCGGUCAACGGAGGAGCCAUUGAGGAGUUCGAGAGCUCCGCUAUUGUGCCAACCGGGUUACUUGCCAAUCCGCUGAAGUUGAAACAGUAUCUGGCGGAUUCGGGGUAUCCGGAAAUAUUUAGUGUUUAUUCUGUUGCCAAUUUGGACAAGGAGAGCUUCGAUAAGGACAGCCCAAUUGAUUUCCCCGAGACGGAGAUUUUCACUGUGGAACUGAAGAAGGAUCAGAAUGGCCUGGGAAUAACCAUUGCUGGAUAUGUAUGCGAAAAAGAAGAGCUGUCGGGAAUAUUUGUUAAAAGCGUUUCCCCUGGAAGUGCUGCUGAUUUGAGUGGUAAAAUCCAGGUUAACGAUCGGAUCAUAGAGGUUGACGGUCAGUCUUUGCACGGCUUCUCGAACCAUCAAGCAGUGGACGUUCUGAAGCAAAGUGGCCAUGUUGUGACUCUGUGCCUGGAACGGUAUCUCCGAGGACCGAAAUACGACCAACUACAACAAGCCAUCGCGGCCAAUGAGAUGAAGCCUCCGACGCCGGCCACUCCACCACCGGUCUUGCCCCAAGCCGACCUGUCCAAGUACGGCAAUAAUAUUCUGGACAUUCUCCCAAGAACCCUUGAUAAGAGAUCCCCCGAAGCGAAGCAGUUCAACAAUUUCAUCGACGACGAGCAGAACCUGAUGAUGAUGAUGACCGAACCGGACCAGGACCGGAUCGAAACGCUCAUGGCUCACAAGAAGCUGGCCCGAGCCAAGGAUUCCAUGGAGAGCCACGAGUACCGUGAAAAGAUGAUGGAUGCCCCACCGCCCGCACCAUCCAACGUGGACGCGGAACUGGAUUUGCUUCUUACGGAGACCAGCAAUCUGAUCAAACAUGGUAAACAGCGCAGCUCGCUCAAGGUUAACGAGGACACCGAGGCAUUCAUCGUUAAGAAAUGGAACAGCAUUCUGGGGGCGAAUGUGAAGAUCAUUGUGGCCAACAUCAGGAAGUUUGCCGCCUCGAGUGGUCUGGGAAUUUCACUGGAGGGAACGGUGGACGUCGAGGGAGGCAAGGAGGUACGACCACAUCACUACAUCCGGUCGAUUCUGCCGGAGGGACCGGUUGGACAGAACGGCUUACUGCGGUCUGGAGAUGAGUUGUUGGAGGUCAACGGACAACGGCUGCUUGGUAUGAACCACCUGGAGGUGGUUUCCAUUCUGAAGGAGCUCCCGCAAGACGUGUGCAUGGUGUGCGGCCGCGGCGAUCAGGAAAUGCUCCAGUUCACCGAGGAGGCGCUGAUCAACACCCUGGAGGAGGAAGCCGCCAAAAGCCGCGCCGGUGUUCUCCAGAGUAGUCUAACUCCGUCGGAACGGUUGGUGAAGGCCAAGAGCGACGGAAGUCUGGCAACGACCGGAGGUGCCAACGACGGCUUCUCGAAGAUUAAGUCACGGAGCCUGGAACCGCUGACCGGGUUGGCCAUGUGGAGCUCGGAACCGCAGAUCAUCGAGCUGGUGAAAGGUGAGCGUGGUCUCGGGUUUUCCAUCUUGGACUAUCAGGAUCCGCUAGAUCCGAACGAUACGUUGAUCGUGAUCCGGUCGCUGGUUCCUGGUGGUGUGGCCCAGCUGGACGGUAGGUUGAUCCCGGGGGAUAGGUUGUUGUUUGUGAAUGAUACGGUGUUGGAGAAUGCCUCGCUGGAUCAGGCGGUCCAAGCGCUGAAGGGCGCUCCGAAGGGGGUGGUCCGGAUUGGGGUGGCGAAACCGUUGCCGAUGCAGGACUCAUCGAUAACGGCAUUCGAGGGGGACAAAGGGGGAGAUGGGGGCGCAAUGGGAUACCACGGAAACGACGGCAGUCGUAAUUCCGUUGGAAAGAUGUUAUCUAUGAGUAAGCCGGACAUAAUUAUGGAAUGAGAACGUUUAGUCAUAAGCAGAGAUGAAUUUGACCGCUGUAUUACUUUAGUUAAACAGUUAACGGAACUUUUUCAGUUUAUUGAAUUUGUUUGCUCCGUCACCAAUGACCGAAACUUGGUCUAAGUUUACGGGCGAUGACAUUUUUGCUGAAACCUUCCAAGCAAACCUAUUCUCUCUCUAUCUCAAAAGGCUUUCCACCGGCGUAAGUGGCGUGCUCACCCUAAUCCUUGCCCGGUUUGCUUUAUUGUGUAGGAACUCAUUUGGUGUUUGGUCACUUUACUCCUCAUCGCAUCCAUUCCAUCCACAACAAAGUAUUAAACGUUGAGUAUUAGUUCUACUUGUUUCUUGUUUCGAAUGCACGUUCUUCAGCACGUUCUCCCAGCAGCCAACACGUUAGUGUGGACCUUAUUGUUGAAUAUCUCAAGAGAAAAAAAAUGAAUCACUCAUACCGCGGCACUCACAUUCACCCACACAUCUCAUCCGCAUAACUCAUGCAUCACUCAGUUUGCGUUCAGAACUCAUUGGUUUGGUUCGUUUGAUUUCGCGUGACCAUUUCAGUAUCCGUUCCAUAUGAUUUGCGCUUUCACAACUUGUGUGUGUGGUGAGAAUAAUAACAGGGACACAAAUCAGUGUAUUCAUUUCUGACUUAUGACGUUAUAAUUGGAGGAUUUACGAGAACAAACAAAAGAAAAAAAAUCAACCAAAGCGAAAAGAAAUACGGAAACCGAGAAUCAAACAAUCAAAAUGGAAAACUUGCCACAAGCUGACCGAUGACCGCCGCGUCGUCGAGGGGGGAUUUGUUGAAUUAAGUAAGAAGCAACUAAUUAGGUGACCACGUCCGUCGGCUACCAAUAGUGGCCAGACGUUCGGGAACGUAGCGUGCCGUAGUGAAAAAUCAUGCAGAGUGUCGAUGUGCGUUGUACUUUUGGUAGCAAAGAAACAAAAAAAGCCAUGAAAAUCAAAGCAGAGUGUUUUAGGCCUAAUAGCGAGUAGGAAAGGUGUGGUUGCAUUGUGUAGUGCGGUUGCUACAGCGUUUUCUCUGAUAAAUUUUCAUGGGAUUAUUUUCCAGGGUUAGUGCUGCAAUUUCUACAGGAUUUUUUUCAGGAUAUUUUUCAGAUGUUGUUGCGGGAGUACUUUAAAGUUCUCCCAGAGAUUUUUUAACUAAUUCACCCAGAACUUCUACAGGAAUUAUUCCUGGAUUUUUUACUAAAAUUUCUUCGAUUUUUUUUCAAAAGUUUUUAAUGGGUUUUCAGCCGGAAUUUAUGCCGAAAUUCCUUUCGAAGGGUAUUCCAGUUUUGCUUCCAGAGCCCCUCAUUGGAUUCAUCGCGGAGAUCCUCCUGUAAUUACUUCAAGAAAUUAUCGCGAGCUUUCGUCUAGAGUUUUUGCUGGUAUCCUAAAAGCCUCUGACACUUUUGAAGUUUCACUCGAGAUUCCUUCCGCGUUUGCUCUCGGGAUGUCAAUCAGAGCUUUUCUGAACUUCUGAACUCAAGAUUACUUCUGAGGUACAUUCAGCGUUCAUUUUGGGGCUUCUAUAGGAAUUAUUGUUAUUAUUUCUCCCAGGUUUUGCCAGGCUUUUCCUCGUAGUUGUUCACGAGAUUUCUUGCUAAGAUCGUACACAGAUUGCUCUGAGGGAUUUCCCAGGAUAACUCUCAGCGUUCUUCCUAGAAUUCCCACCGAAAUUUGUCACGGUAUUCCUUUGGGUGUUCCUUUUGAGAUUUCUCUUCAAAGUUCCUUAUUGGAAACUCCCUGAGAUAUUUCGCAAGAAACCUGCUGGAGUAUCGCGAGAAACUUCGAGAAGAACUAUUUAAGAAAUAACGAGAGCAACUUCGUGCAAGCUAUCCGAGAAAAAACGGUACAACUCAGGGAAACUUGAGGGAGUAAUCUUGGGGUGGACAAGGAUGUGGAAAUAUAUGGGAAAUUCCGGAAGGAACGCUGGAAACCUUUGAGAGAAUUUGUCAGAGCAACUCCAAGAUAAUCCGGGCACCUGGAAGAAAUCGCAGGAAAAAAUCACAAAAAUCCCGGAUACAACUGACUGUUGGAUAGCUCUUCCAGAAAACCACUAAGAGUAAUCCCCGUAUGAACUUUGGGAGAAUUUUGUUAGGAUCUCCGAAAGCAAUCCCCCGAGAUCCUAUGAAAUAAAUCCCAGGAAGUGCUCAUGAAGAAACCCUAUUGAAAACUCCUUCAGAAAUUCAAGUAGAAACUCUGCAAUAAAUCUCAGGAACAACUCUCAGAAGUCUCGGCUCCGACGGAAAAUUCUGGAAGACACUGUGAGAACAAAUCCUUGGAAAGGUCUGGAUAGAAUCUUGGGAAACACUUCUUGAGAAAGAAACUCCAACAAACCUCCAGGAAUUCAAGAAAGAACUCCAAGUUAUCGCGAGAAGAAUUCAAUAAAAAUUGGAAGAAGGAAUUGCGGUAUACCUAGGAAUCCCGUAAGGAAUUCAAGGAAGAUACCUAAAUAGAAUUUCGGGAGCAAUUAAAAAUUGCUUGUUAUUUAGUAGUAGUCUGCCGAACAAUAGGUACUCAGUUUUGGCCAUCAUUUGCAAUUUUCUUCCAAGCUAUUGAGCCUACUGCACACAACCACAUCUACAUAACAAGCCCACCAUUCGAAGAUGUUCCAGUAUAGGUAAUUUGUGUAGCCGCCAAGACACCGUAUCUCGACAAGCUUCUAAUAGUUUGUCGAAAAAUACCCCAACCAUGGCUACACAGUACUCAGGCUUCGCAUUGGGUUCUGCCUGUAGGGCAUGUACUGUCUGAUAUGUAGUGAGUUAGCUUUUCCGGUUCACGCUUGAACGAAGUAGAACUUCAACUACUACAACUGAAGAAACAGCUAGAAACAUUUGAUCUAAUAAACUCACACUUUGGUAGAACAGUAGUAGAAUAGCGCGUCCGUAGAUUUGAACUCGAAUAUUACGCUAGUGAACAUCUAUUUUUUCUCCGAAAACAUUCGGAUAUGAAUUCGAAGCCAAGGGAUGACGAAUUUUUCCACUAAAAUGCAAUGAUUUACCCUCAACAUUAGUUAGAAUACCGAGAAACCGAAUGAGUACGUAGAUCAUCCACCAUACACUCACAAACAAACACACACACAUACACAUACCAAUCGUUGACCAUCGAUGGUCGUCCUUGUGUAUCCGAAUGAAAUGUGUCAAAUAAACUGUAAACAACGUAUAAUCACAGAACAGAACAAAACAAGUGAAAAUCAAUCAAAAAACGCAAAGUGAACCCCGCAUUCCAUCCCUGGCACGUAGAUUUACACAAACUCGCACUUGCAAAACCUAUUUACGAGAGUAACACCAAACAGAAGAAGAUGAAGAAAAAAGAAAACUUCACACAGCAACUCAUGUAAAACUAACUGUAAUCUGAUAAGGUAUUUUGAUAGAAACAAAAAAGACUCUUUUUUCCUUGUACUUAAACUAUUUCUAUAUUUUCUCUUUCUAUUUAUAUGCGUCCACCUAUAUUAUACAAAACAAAAAUAAAUGAACGAUUAAGAUCGAAGCAAAUACAAAAAGGGACUUUAAUAUUUACUUAAAAAUCUUUUUGUUGGAGUUGUACUUAUUGAAUGGAUGUCUCAGUCAUUGCCAAAAUUACGGCCGAGACACUUAAGUGUUAGAUGAUUUCGAAAUAUGAAAUAUUUAAUUAUCUACACAAUGGUAAAAGUGGGAGAAAAUGAAAUUCAACAGGAAUCACAUUUACUGAAUGCAACUUUAAAUUUAUUGAUUAUUGAACUAUUGAAUAUAUGAAUGCAAGUAAACAACAACAAAUAUAUUAUUAUGGCAGAUAUAGAUUAUUUAUAUACAAUGUUUAGACAAGAAAAAUCCAUUCCACUUAGUUUAAAACUUAUGCAAUUAUAUAUAUAUAUUCUAUACGAAAAAUGACGAUACUUGAUCAAUAUAUGGAUGGUAAUUACACACACUGCAAAAUGUC
Molecule: messenger RNA, 6939 nt
Organism: Aedes albopictus (Asian tiger mosquito)
Lineage: Eukaryota; Metazoa; Arthropoda; Insecta; Diptera; Culicidae
Gene: Patj
Product: patj homolog
Exons: 3
Coding region: 259-3018 (919 amino acids)
Molecular function (GO): protein binding
Source: RefSeq, a predicted model, not a curated record